AUGGUGGAAGAACAUUACGAUGCUCCAAGGACCUUGAGUGACGCAGAAAAAGAAAUGUUAACCAAGCAAAAUGACAUGACCAACUUCAAGAAGACUAAACUGGAAACAGAAGCUCAGAAGAACUGGGAUCGGUUCUACAAGCGGAAUCAGGAUAGGUUCUUCAAGGAUAGACAUUGGACGAAGCACGAAAUAACCGAUAUUUUGGGCAAUUUAAAUCUAAAGGUAUGUUUCUUACAUUAAUGUUAUUCAUGAUGUUUAGGACAAGUUGAUCUUUAUUGAGAUGGGAUGUGGAGUAGGGAACAUGUUGUUCCCAUUGACUGAAUACUAUCCUCAUUGGACGUUUUAUGGAUUUGACUUUUCUGCCAACGCUAUCAAGGAACUACAGGAACGUGGCAAGACUGGUGGUAUUAACAGUAAGUUGUUAGUUUGAAGAUGAAUUUAUUGGUAGUUAUUGUAAUGAACGUAUUUUAAGGAGUUUUUUAAUUAAAAUUCAGUAGUGAAAGUGUUAAAUGUUGUCGCUUUUAGUCACGGCAGCAGUUCUGGACUUGACCGACACCUCCAAGACGUUAUCAUUUCCUAAAGGGGACAUUACUACCUUAAUAUUCGUAUUAUCAGCGAUACAUCCAGACAAACAUACUCAAUGUGUGGUCAAUAUCAAGAACUACGUUAAGCCUGGUGGAGUGGUAUUUGUUCGGGACUAUGGAGCAUUCGACUAUGCUAUGAUUCGAUUUGGCAGAGGAUGUAAGAUAGCCGACAGAUUCUAUGCUCGUCAAGAUGGUACCAGAGCUUACUACUUUUACUUGGAACAGAUGGUGAAGCUGUUCGAAGCCAAUGGAUUUAAGUGUGAAUCUUCAGAGUACCUCCAUAAGAAGACAACAAACCAUGAAAAAGAAAUGACGGUAGACAGGAUAUUCGUCCAGUGCCGUUUUAGGUUGCCCAUGUAGGUAUUGUUGUGUAUAUUGUUGUUGUGUUUGAAUAAAUUGUUGAUUUUGAAGGUCAUUGGUUACACUUACAUCAAUCUUUGCUUUGCAAUAACAACUUUUUAUCAAAAAAAUGGGUAGAAAACCAGCCUUUUAAUCAUUAGAACCUUAUAAACCAUUCCUUAUGAAUAAUAUAAGUGCGCAUUUAAUUUUUUUCUGUUUUAUAAACUUUAGAACCUCAAUUAUCUACCGAUUUGCUUUAUAAUAGGCAUAUUUACCACGACCAUCAGUGCAUAACUGGAUAAUUUUUAAGAGAAGGACUCGAUUUUUUAGAGUCAAGUCUUCACCUAAAAAAUCGAAUUUCCCGAAAAAAUUGAGUGAAAAGUUGGAGUUUAUCCAAAUCUCUAGUAAAAUGGCAAGUCCAACAUGGAUAUUCAAGUUGGAAGAGUUACAAUGCACACCUUCUAGACAAAAAGGAAUGUCAGAAACUGAAGAAAAUCGACAACGACGACGAGCUAUCAAGAUGAUCAUGGAUUUGGGGCAGGAGAUGAACAUGUAAGUCGACUUAAUUAUAAAACAUUGAUCUCGGUAAAUAAUGCUUUUUAUUUAUUUGAAUUAAGCAACUCUUCAUGUUGAAAUUUAAAUUUUUUAGUAAAGUGUGUCCAACAAUAGCAACAGCAGCCGUCUUCUUCCACAGAUUCUACAUGUUCUACUCAAUGCACGAUUAUCGACCUGAGAAGAUGGCAUUGACAGCGUUGUUUUUGGCUGGAAAGGUAGAAGAAACGCCUAAAAAGUGCAAAGACUUAUUGACUGUUGCAGCGGAAAAGUUCCCUGACUUUUAUUCACGUUUAAUUCCGGUAAGUGUAUUUUAGGUAAUAAUUUUUUUUCAAGUUUAGGGUCUUAAGACAAAAUAUAACUAAAAAGUAUGAAGUUAUACUAAAGGAAUAUUUUUAGAGCGACAUUUUUGCUACUGAAACGGUUCUACUUCACACGUUGCGAUUUGACAUUGAAGUCUUUCACCCAUACACAAAGAUCAUAGAGUACGUAAGCAUAUUUGAUCUCGAGAAGCAACACAAGAGCUUCCUAAGUACCACAGCAUGGACUUUUGUAAACGACAGCUUCUGCACGCCUCUAUGUUUAUCUUGGGAUCCUGAGGUAAGUUUUAUUUAAGACUUUGCCAGGUUUAGGUAUUAUAUAAGAAAUUUUACUUUUAUCUUGUGUGUGAUACAAACGUGGUAUAACACUAUGUAUGGUUAUGUUUAAAAAGAUUACUUAAAGAAAAAUUAAAAGCGGAUGUAGCAUAUAGUAAUAUUAUAGUACUUUCUCGUUUUAGCUAAUAGCGGUGGCAGCGAUAGAAAUGGCAUUAAUGAUGGCAAAGUACCAAAGGAACAUAGAAGUGCACUACAAAGAGGAAGACAGGUACCAGACGUGGUGGGAGCACUUUGUCGGUAACUUGUCCCAAACUACAGUCGAUUUGAUUUGUCACCAACUCCUAGAUUACUACUGGCUCGUCGAGAAUGAAGAUAACAAUUAA
Molecule: messenger RNA, 2454 nt
Organism: Bursaphelenchus okinawaensis
Lineage: Eukaryota; Metazoa; Nematoda; Chromadorea; Rhabditida; Aphelenchoididae
Source: the annotation of a GenBank genome assembly